UAUAAAUAUGAAGAAGCCAUGACCGUAGCUACAGGCUAUGUGUUCUGCUGGCGCCAACAUUCUAAUCAAGCUUCUCGUUUCUGUGUCGGUGUCUUUCGGGAUAUUUCUCGUCUUCUCUGUUUUUCAGCUCUACAAGAAAAGAAAGGGUGCUUUUGAGAGCACACCAGAGCAGAAGCAGAUCAGCCAGACUUCUGACAAUAAAAUGCCGGGGACAGCAACUAAGCAGCAGGACGCCCAAUCCCUUGGGGUUGGCAGAGCCAUCGCUGUGCUUACAUCCGGAGGAGAUGCUCAAGGAAUGAAUGCAGCUGUCCGCGCAGUUGUGAGAGUUGGAAUUUAUACAGGAGCCAAGGUUUACUUUGUACAUGAGGGCUAUCAAGGUCUAGUCGAUGGAGGUGAUAACAUACGAGAAGCUACGUGGGAAAGCGUUUCGAUGAUGCUGCAGUUGGGCGGCACAGUAAUAGGAAGCGCCCGAUGCCAAGAUUUCCGAGGAAGAGAGGGUAGACUUAAAGCAGCGUGCAAUCUGGUAAAGAAAGGCAUUACCAACUUAUGCGUUAUUGGUGGAGACGGCAGCUUGACCGGAGCUGAUACAUUCCGUGCAGAAUGGAGCGGCCUGCUUACUGACUUAGUUAAAGCAGGAAAGAUCACUGCCGAUGAAGCAAAGAAGUCUAGUUUCCUAAAUAUUGUUGGCUUGGUGGGAUCCAUUGAUAAUGACUUCUGUGGAACAGAUAUGACUAUUGGUACAGAUUCGGCUCUCCACAGAAUCAUGGAGAUAGUAGAUGCAAUUACAACUACUGCUCAAAGUCACCAAAGGACCUUUGUUCUUGAAGUGAUGGGCCGUCACUGUGGGUACUUGGCAUUGGUGACAGCCCUAGCAUGUGGUGCAGACUGGGUUUUUAUUCCAGAGUCUCCACCAGAGGAGGACUGGGAAGAUCAUCUUUGCAGAAGAUUACAGGAGACAAGAGACCGUGGAUCAAGAUUAAACAUUAUUAUUGUUGCUGAAGGAGCAAUUGACAUAAGUGGCAAACCUAUCACAUCUGAAUAUGUUAAAAAUCUAGUUGUUAAACGUCUUGCAUAUGAUACAAGAGUCACCGUCCUUGGCCAUGUUCAGAGGGGUGGAACACCGUCGGCCUUCGACAGGAUUUUGGGAAGCAGAAUGGGUGUUGAAGCUGUUAUGGCCCUGUUGGAGGGGACACCUGAUACACCAGCUUGUGUGGUCAGUUUGACUGGAAACCAAGCAAUCCGUCUGCCCUUAAUGGAGUGCGUUCAAGUGACCAAGGAUGUGACUCAAGCAAUGAACGAGAAGAGAUUUGAUGAGGCGCUAAAGUUGAGGGGAAGGAGUUUUGAAAAUACCUGGAAUGUUUACAGGACAUUGGCUCACAUAAGACCACCUUCUACUAAGAGCGGUUAUAAUCUAGCUGUGCUGAAUGUCGGAGCGCCGGCUGCCGGCAUGAACGCGGCAGUGAGAUCUGCGGUCAGAAUCGGCAUCAUUCAAGGUCACAGAAUGUUUGCUGUCCACGAUGGGUUUGAGGGUCUUGCUAAAGGCCAGAUUGAAGAAAUUGGCUGGAGUGGUGUUGGUGGGUGGACUGGACAAGGUGGCUCCCGACUUGGAACAAAAAGAGUUCUGCCAAAGAAACACUUUGAGGCGAUCAGUGCAAAUAUUACUGCUUUUAACAUACACGGGCUGAUCAUUAUUGGAGGGUUUGAGGCUUUCACUGGUAGCUUGGAAAUUAUGGAAGGACGUUCUAAAUUCGAGGAGCUCUGCAUACCUAUUGUUGUUAUACCUGCCACGGUUUCAAACAACGUUCCAGGAUCGGAUUUUAGUAUUGGUGCGGACACCGCUCUGAACACAAUUACUACUACCUGUGAUCGAAUCAAACAGUCUGCUGCUGGAACAAAGAGAAGAGUAUUUAUCAUUGAGACCAUGGGAGGUUAUUGUGGUUAUUUGGCCACAAUGGCAGGUCUAGCGGCCGGAGCCGAUGCUGCUUAUAUCUAUGAAGAUCCAUUUUCUAUCCACGAUCUACAGAUGAAUGUCGAGCAUCUGACGGACAAAAUGAAAACCACUGUGAAAAGAGGAUUGAUUUUAAGGAACGAGAAGUGCAGUGAAAACUACUCUACGGAGUUCAUAUUUAAUUUGUACUCGGAGGAAGGCAAAGGCAUCUUUGAUUGCAGGAAAAAUGUGCUGGGUCACAUGCAGCAGGGAGGAACACCUACGCCAUUUGAUAGAAACUUUGGCACAAAAAUGGGUGCCAAAGCUGUACUUUGGAUUACUGGAAAAAUAAAGGAAUGCAGUAGACAUGGUCGUAUAUUUGCCAACACUGCAGACUCCGCUUGCUUGCUGGGAAUGAAGAAACGGAGCCUUGUGUUUCAACCCUUGACAGAUCUUAAAGAUCAAACGGACUUUGAGCAUCGUCUACCUCAAGAUCAAUGGUGGCUAAAACUCCGGCCCAUCCUGAAAAUCCUUGCAAAAUAUGACAUCUCCCUGGACACGUCUGAAAGAGCACAUUUAGAACACAUUACCCGUAAGAGUUCUGUGGAAUCCCACAUCUGAGACGGGAAGAAACUCAGUGCUCUGCACAGCGUGUUUUACUAGUAGGUUGCGAUAGAUUGUUCGACGUUCCGUUUACACAUGCAGUAUUAUCAGGAUACACUUUAUGUUUGCUUAAGCAAAGUUUUCAUUGUAAAAUAAAUAAAAGUUGGAUAUUAGUACACUUUCAUCAAGCAAAAGAGGGCACAUUGCAGCCCCCGGAACUACAUGUCCCACUCUGUGUAAGGGAUUAGAUGUGCAUUAUACCCCAUGAUUUACAAUGCAUCUACAUAAUGUGAGUAGAAGGGUACAUAUAAUUACGUUCAUAUGUUUUGCUUCAGUUUCUGUAGGGUUAGUGGUACUGGGUUUUCUGAUAAAUGCAUGAACUCUUGUGUAGUGACCUUACCAAACAUGCCAUAUUUUAAUAAUAAUUUAUCUAGAAUAAAAUUCAUUGAGCCAUUGG
Spea bombifrons (plains spadefoot toad) is the source of this 2987-nucleotide messenger RNA. It is a transcript of the gene PFKM, whose product is annotated as phosphofructokinase, muscle. Bases 38 to 2548 code for a protein of 836 amino acids. Gene Ontology annotation, biological process: fructose 1,6-bisphosphate metabolic process; canonical glycolysis; fructose 6-phosphate metabolic process. The record is from RefSeq and is a predicted model, not a curated record. NCBI's taxonomy places the organism in Eukaryota, Metazoa, Chordata, Amphibia, Anura, Pelobatidae. Gene Ontology annotation, molecular function: ATP binding; AMP binding; identical protein binding. Gene Ontology annotation, cellular component: membrane; cytoplasm; 6-phosphofructokinase complex. The transcript is spliced from 24 exons.